This is a messenger RNA of Alternaria rosae, 1811 nucleotides long. Its product is annotated as Peroxin 13, N-terminal region-domain-containing protein. The coding region runs from base 313 to 1614 and encodes 433 amino acids. Lineage: Eukaryota; Fungi; Ascomycota; Dothideomycetes; Pleosporales; Pleosporaceae. Gene Ontology annotation, molecular function: protein binding. Gene Ontology annotation, cellular component: peroxisomal membrane; peroxisomal importomer complex; peroxisome. The transcript is spliced from 3 exons. The record is from RefSeq and is a predicted model, not a curated record. Gene Ontology annotation, biological process: protein import into peroxisome matrix, docking.
CGUCCGUGAACGACGACCAGCCGCAUCCCGGCCGACAACAUUGCGCAUCUACUCAUCGCCUCGACUCCCAUCUACACACAAUUCGCAUCUAAUCCAUCCCCCGAAUUCCUGCUCGCGUGCAGCCACUGUCGACGCGGAUCCGCCCCUUGAGCGAUUGCCAGUCUCGGCCGGCGCAGUUUCCCCGCAAAAACUCGCAGCCCCGAUCGCCGCGAAUUGCCAGCCUCUUGACGUUUGCUGACGACAUCCGCCAUCGUCUCUGCACAGUCACUCUCUGUACUGCGCACACAGCGCGGAGGAGGCACCCACGGAAACAUGUCUGCGCCAUCGCCGCCAAAGCCUUGGGAGACGAGCAACGGCGCGACGAGUGCCUCGGUUGGCCUCACUGGAUCGAAUAGCAGCACAACACCCACUUCGACAGCCACAUCCUCGAGCGCGCCUCCGCUACCAUCCGUGCCGGACUCGCUCAGCACCGUCGCGAACCGCAACGCGUCCAACUACUCGGGCAUGAACAACCGAUACGGCUCCCCCUACAGCAGCGGAUAUGGGGGGAUGAGCAGCUACAGCUCGCCCUACUCCAGCAUGGGCGGUGGUUACGGCUCCAUGUACGGUGGCAUGGGCGGUAUGGGUGGCAUGUAUGGUGGCAUGGGAGGUAUGGGCAUGGGUAUGGGCGGAAUGUACGGCGGAAUGGGAGGCAUGCCGGGCGACCCAAACAGCAGCCUUACACAGUCCUUCAGCCAGAGCACAGCAGCGACCUUUCAGCUGAUUGAGAACAUUGUCGGCGCAUUCGGCGGCUUUGCACAGAUGCUUCAGAGCACGUAUAUGGCGACACAUUCGUCAUUCUUCGCCAUGGUAUCCGUGGCAGAGCAGUUCGGAAACCUACGACAAACGCUUGGCUCGGUAUUGGGCAUCUACACAAUAAUGCGAUGGAUACGGACGGCAAUCGCAAAGCUCACCGGACGACCCCUACCGGCAGACGCGACCGCCCUCACCCCCGCAAGUUUCGCAGCCUUCAACGGACGUAUGCCCGACGGCUCGCCAGCCCCCGCUAAGCCUUCCAAGAAGCCAUUCAUUGUUUUCAUGCUCGCUGUUUUCGGUCUACCCUACCUAAUGGGCAAGCUCAUCAAGGCGCUUGCACGAUCACAAGAAGCCCAAGAGCAACAGAAGAUGCUCGAAAACCCACAAGCCGGACAGCCGCUCGACCCCAACAAGCUCGAAUUCUGCCGCGCACUCUACGACUUCACACCCAACGCCAACAUGCAGGGAAUGGACUUGUCAGUGAAGAAGGGCGACAUGGUCGCUGUGCUCAGCAAGAGCGAUCCCAUGGGCAACGCAUCAGAAUGGUGGAAAUGCAGGUCAAGAGACGGACGCAUGGGCUACCUCCCUGGCAUCUACCUCGAGACUAUCCAGCGCAAGACCCCCGCACAGAUUACAAGUGGUAGCCAGAGCGGAAGCCCAGCUGGUAGCAGAACACAAACAAUGACGAACAGCAGCGCCGCAAGCAGGACUGCUACCAUGACCGGAGCCCCAGUACCAGAGAAGGUCGGCCCGAAGAUGGAGAGCAAGGCGGGCGAUAUGGGUGUCGAGAGUUUCCAGAAGGGCGCUUUUUACUCGUAGGCUUGGAGCGACGUCCUUGAGCGUAUUCUUCUUGGUUCUACAUUGCGUUUCUAGUAAUGAUUUUCGUUGCAGUGUUGUCUGCAGGUGUGUAUAACUUGGCUGGGAAAAGCUACGGUAUGGCGUACGGCGCGAGAGAUAUCACGGGUCGAUCGAAUACUAUUUCGAAUAUUCAAUAAAUUAUCUACCAUGUUGCUGCA